Molecule: messenger RNA, 6032 nt
Organism: Hemicordylus capensis (graceful crag lizard)
Lineage: Eukaryota; Metazoa; Chordata; Lepidosauria; Squamata; Cordylidae
Gene: KCNH6
Product: potassium voltage-gated channel subfamily H member 6
Exons: 14
Coding region: 184-3372 (1062 amino acids)
Biological process (GO): membrane repolarization during action potential; regulation of ventricular cardiac muscle cell membrane repolarization; potassium ion transmembrane transport
Cellular component (GO): membrane
Molecular function (GO): inward rectifier potassium channel activity
Source: RefSeq, a predicted model, not a curated record
GGCUCUCUUCUUCAAGGCGACAGGGCAUAAGAAGUGGGGGUCUGCCAACUAGCUUCCCCUGGGGGCACCAGGACAGAUUUGCAGCUUCUUCUUCCCUCUCCCACCGGUGACUCCAAUCGGCUCAGCUUGUUCUGCAGAGUGGAACUUUUUUUUUAGACAUUUGGCGUGAAAGAAGAUUUGAAAAUGCCUGUCAGGAGAGGACAUGUGGCCCCCCAGAACACCUACUUGGAUACUAUCAUCAGGAAAUUUGAAGGACAAAACCGCAAGUUCCUCAUUGCCAAUGCACAGAUGGAGAACUGUGCCAUCAUUUACUGCAACGACGGUUUCUGUGAGAUGUUUGGUUACUCCCGGGUGGAGGUGAUGCAGCGCCCCUGCACCUGCGAUUUUCUCAUUGGGCCCGACACUACACACAACUCAAUUGCUCAGUUGGGGCAGGCAUUGCUGGGAUCGGAGGAGUGUAAACUGGAGAUUCUCUACUACAGGAAAGACACAUCAUGCAUCCGGUGCUUGGUGGAUGUGGUCCCAGUAAAGAAUGAAGAAGGAGUUGUCAUCAUGUUCAUCUUGAACUUCGAGGACCUGGCAGUGCUGAUUGCCAAAAGUGCCCGACAGAGCCUACAUCAGCGUCUGUCCCAAGGAUGGCGAGCAGAGGCCUCCCAAGUCAAGCCCAACCAGAAUUCCACAUCAGACUCAGACCUCAUGAAGUACAGGACCAUCAGUCAGAUUCCGCAGUUCACACUCAACUUUGUAGAGUUCAACCUGGAGAAACACCGCUCAGGUUCUACCACAGAGAUUGAGAUCAUUGCGCCACACAAGGUGACAGAACGCACGCAGAAUGUGACUGAAAAGGUCACUCAGGUCCUGUCAUUGGGAGCUGAUGUUCUCCCCGAGUACAAGCUGCAGGCACCACGCAUUCACCGAUGGACCAUCCUGCAUUACAGUCCCUUCAAGGCAGUAUGGGACUGGCUGAUCCUGUUGCUGGUCAUCUACACAGCUGUCUUCACACCCUACUCAGCUGCCUUCCUGCUCAAUGAAGAGCAGGAGGAGAAGCGCUUAGACUGCAGCUACUCAUGUGAUCCGCUCUACAUUAUUGACCUCAUUGUGGACAUCAUGUUCAUAGUUGACAUUAUCAUCAACUUUCGCACCACUUACGUCAAUAUCAAUGAUGAAGUAGUAAGUCACCCAGCCAAGAUUGCCAUCCACUACUUCAAGGGCUGGUUUCUCAUUGACAUGGUGGCUGCCAUCCCCUUUGACUUGCUCAUUUUCCGUUCUGGAUCAGAUGAGACAACAACUUUGAUAGGGCUGCUGAAGACAGCUCGACUGUUGCGCCUGGUGAGAGUAGCCCGCAAGUUGGACCGCUAUUCUGAGUAUGGGGCUGCUGUCUUGUUCUUGCUUAUGUGCACCUUUGCCCUCAUUGCCCACUGGCUGGCCUGUAUCUGGUAUGCCAUUGGAAAUGUGGAGCGGCCCUACAUGGAACACAAGAUUGGAUGGCUGGAUAACCUGGGUGACCAGAUUGGCAAGCGCUACAAUGACAGUGACCUCUCGUCCGGUCCCUCCAUCAAGGACAAAUAUGUGACAGCCCUCUACUUCACCUUCAGUAGCCUCACCAGUGUGGGCUUUGGCAAUGUCUCGCCCAAUACCAACUCUGAGAAGAUCUUCUCCAUCUGUGUCAUGCUGAUUGGCUCUCUCAUGUAUGCCAGCAUCUUUGGCAAUGUCUCUGCCAUUAUCCAGCGUCUGUACUCAGGCACAGCCCGCUACCAUACCCAGAUGCUGAGGGUUAAGGAAUUCAUCCGCUUCCAUCAAAUCCCCAACCCAUUACGCCAGCGCCUUGAAGAGUACUUCCAGCAUGCCUGGUCCUACACCAAUGGGAUUGACAUGAAUGCGGUGCUGAAAGGUUUCCCAGACUGCCUGCAAGCUGACAUCUGCCUCCACCUCAACCGCACCCUCCUCCAAAAUUGCAAAGCCUUUCGAGGAGCCACCAAGGGCUGCCUACGGGCCUUGGCCAUGAAGUUCAAGACAACCCAUGCACCGCCUGGCGACACCCUGGUGCAUUAUGGAGAUGUCCUCACCACCCUUUAUUUCAUCUCACGUGGUUCCAUUGAGAUUCUCAGGGAGGACAUUGUAGUGGCCAUCCUAGGGAAGAAUGACAUAUUUGGAGAGCCCAUUAGUCUCUAUGCCAGGCCUGGGAAAUCCAAUGCAGAUGUACGAGCUCUCACUUAUUGCGACUUGCAUAAAAUCCAGCGAGAGGACCUUUUGGAAGUUUUGGAUAUGUAUCCAGCUUUCUCAGACAACUUCUGGAGCAACCUGGAGAUAACUUUCAACCUUAGAGAUGCAGACAGCGUUCCUCGCUCACCACUCAGUGAGGAGUAUAACUGCAACUAUCGCCGGGCACGCCGCCGCAAGCAUUCCCUCUGCAAAGCUAACAAAAUCGAUCCAGACAGCUUGGACGCAGGCAUCUCAGAUCUGGAGCAGUAUCAUGCAUACUCCGAGCUCACACAGCUGCAGGGCCCCCACAGUAAAGACCAUUGGGAUGAUAUGUGUAGUACCACAACUCCCUGCUCCCAGACCAGUGAAGAAGAGACCAAAAUGCACAGCCCCACUAAGGGUGACUUCUUCACUGUCACUGAAGAGAAUGACUAUAGUCCUGCUGUGGUAAAUCUAGUCAGUGAUGGCACUGAGAUUGACAAACUGGUGACUGACGAUAGCCAAUCUUAUGCAGCUACACCAUUGGAUAUUUCCAACCUCUUCACAUUUUGGGAAGACAAGAGGCCCAACCUCCUCCCAGAGCCUCUCCAGCACAUGUCUUUGGUCCAUAGCCCAUUAGACAUGCCCCCAAAUUCUGGUGACAGACCAAGACAGAUUGAAUCCAAACUGGAGCGCCUGCAGGCUCAGCUCAGCAGGCUGGAGUCCAGAAUGUCUUCUGACAUGAAUCUCAUCCUGCAGCUGCUGCAGCGACAACUGUCUCAAGUUCCACCUGCAUAUAGUCCCUUCUCGCCCUCCUCCCACAACCUGGCUUUGUACAGCAUGAGCCUGAGGAGCACAGAACCUACCACACCAUUAGAGGAAGAGGAAGUGACUCCCACCAAGCAGACUCCAAGCUACACAGAAAGUGAAAAAAUUCCACUGAAAUCCAGGGACUCCUUGUCAAGUGGCAUACACCUGACUGUAGCUUCAGAUGAAACCAUGACAAUCAACUCUGAGCAAGAGCAUUACUCAGAGACCCUACCAAACCUAGAGUCUCACCAGAGAGCAGCAGGCAACCGGGGACUUUUCCAAGGAUCUCGUUUCCCUUCUCUUCCUGAGCACCUUGAGGCACCUUCUGAGCACUUGGACAUUCAGAGACAUCUCUCUGACCCGUUGCUUCCUGGAAGUUAGGAAUCCCAGUGAGCUCAAAGCCAAGUCAAAAGGAACCUGAACUUGGAACUUGCUUAGCUGAUUUUAAUGAUUGGACUUGGAGGACAAUAUUAAUGGCUCAAGGGUAUUGCAGCCAUCUCCUGCCCUCUCUGAGCAGAAGGCAGUUUGAAAAUGGGUUGGCUUCCAAGAUGAUUGAUCUCAGAAAUCGUACUCCAUAGAGUAGACUCCAGGUGCACAUUUUCCCCCUCAGGCUCCAAGAAGGACAGUGUAUAGAUGCUGAUUGUCUUCUUCCUCAGCCUCAGUCUUACAACUGCAAGCUGACCAGAUGCUGGAGUCCACAUCUGUUGGUAUUUGUACGGUGCCUAGCCUAUUGGGAUACUGGAGCACUUCCAUGAUAUAAUAAAGUAAGCAGGAAAAUUUGUCUGGAGGAGGAAGAGACUGCUAAGAACUUAACAAAAUGUCCUCGGGCUGUGGGGUACCAAGAAUGAAUGUAUCUUUCUCUGAUACUUAUUUAGACCUUAUAACUAGUAUCUGAACUUUCUAUUAGUUGUGUAUGACCCUGUGAAGUAAGGAGGGAAGACAGAGUAAAAUGAUGCACAUGGGGCUAUAUUGAACUACACAGUGGCCUGUCUGGGACAUAGUGAGCACCACAUCAUAUAUUACAUGUUUCCUGUAUAGACAUAAUCUUUGUGUGGAGGGAAAAGUGUGCACACCAUCACAUAUGAAGUGCAAUAUGAAAGCAAAAGGUAUGCAAUGCAAUCCUAUUCAGGGUCGCCAACAGGACUUCUGAGCCUAGUAUGCAACUUGUAUUCAGCUCCCUCCCUCUGAGGGUGAUACAGUCCUGGUCAGAUGACAUUCCCUCUGAGCCCUCCAUAGUAGAUUAGUCUGUAUCCCCCUCUCUGUCUACAAGCCAUGAUCUUGUACAUGUUUGUUUGGCAUUAAAACCCCACUGAGAUGUACAGCCAAUUGCACGCAUAGGAUUGCAAUGUAUUAUAGAAGCAAAUGGUAAAGUCAGGACUAGAACUUCUACUCUCUUGAGAACAAACAUCUGAGCCUAGGCUAACAGGAAACCAAGUGUCCCAUUCACCCUACUAAAUUGAAAAAUGAGCGUGACACUCUUCUCACGAGCUCUGGGAAAGAGCCUGGGGUGGGUGGGAAAGCCAUUCCAAAAAUAUCUUUCCCAGACUAUUGCACAAUCUCAGAUUUACCUGCCUCUGAUAUAAAGCACUAAAUGUCAGGAUAAGCCAUCUUUGCUGUUAACCACUGGUCUAUGAGAUAAUUCCUUCUGGACCAGUUCCUUGCCAGACUUUGCUCAAGCCAUCAUGUGAAACAGAGAUAUGUUCAGGUGAGCUGUAACUGGUACUUAUCUGCAGGAUUGGUAUCAACUAGGGUUGUGCACAAAACUGGUUUGCCCGGUUCGGUUCAAAUUCGAACCAGGUUCGAACCAGGAGGGGGUGGUUCGAUUUUGGUUUUGCUCCUCCCCCUGGUUUGGUUUGAAUUUGAACCAGUUCGGACCAGUUUGAACCUCCAAAAAUGGGUAGGGUGGUUACUGGCACCGAGGGGUACCUGCCACCCAAACCCCAAAGCAAUCGGACACUCGUACAAUUUUUAAUGAAUAUUUGAAAUUUAUUUUUUUUUUCAUAGGGUUAAAUGGAACUUGAACCAGCCCAUUUUUCCCUCGAAUUCAUCCACCACACUCCGCUCUAGGACACCCCUUUCCCCCCGACGCGAAGCUAUACAUUUGCUGCAAUCCUCAUUAUUCCCUAUGAGGAAUUCUAAAAUAAUUUUAAAAUUCACCAAUAAUCAGAGGAGUGUCCGAUUGCCUUGGGGCUUUGUGGGUGGUAGGAACCCCUGGGUCUCUACAACCCACCCCACUUUUGUGCCCCUAGGUGUUCCACAAUAGGGGAUAUGGGCUGGUUCUGGUCCCAUUAUACCCUAUGAGAAAAAUAAUUGAAAAUAUUUCAAAUAUUCAUAAAAAAUCAUAGGGGUGUCCAAUUGCUUUGGGGUUUGGGUGGUUGUUGGCACCCAUGGGUGUUCCACAAGAGGGAAUAAUGGGCUGGUUCAAGUCCCAUUAUACCCUAUGAGAGAAAAAUAAAAAUAAAUUUCAGAAGUUCAUAAAAAAUCGUAUGAGUGUCCAAUUGCUUUGGGGUUUGGAAAGUAGGUACCCAUGGGUGCCAGCUACCACCCUACCCAUUUUUGGAGGUCCGGACCAGUUCUAACUGGUUUGAAUCAAACCACCCUCAGUUUGGUUCGAAUUCGAACCUGCAGCUCGAACCUGAUGGCUGGUUUGGUUCGAAUUCGAACCAUCGAACCACCCUGGUUCAAAUUCGAACUGGUUUGAGUUUGAACCGGUUCGCACAUCCCUAGUAUCAACCCGAUUCCAGAAAAUCUUGGGAAAAGCAAAGCAUGGCCUCAUGUUUUGUUUUUGGCCCUUCCUUUCUGGCUGUAUCUCUUGAAUGAUUCCACUUUGCCCUAUAAUACUGCAUAGAACCAUUGUAACUGAAUCCUCAGAUCCUCCCUAUAUCAACCCUUCAAUAGAUGCUGCAAUGGCCCUAGGCCAUCUCUCCAAAAUAACAUAUUAAACUCCCAGUGCGAGUAGUGGGGGUGGGGGGUGGGACUGUGAGCAUUUUCUUUCUUUUUCUUGGGAGUUUUAGUGUACACUUUGCUAAUAAAGAUGAUUU